Megalopta genalis is the source of this 4288-nucleotide messenger RNA. Its product is annotated as macoilin-1. Gene Ontology annotation, cellular component: rough endoplasmic reticulum membrane. NCBI's taxonomy places the organism in Eukaryota, Metazoa, Arthropoda, Insecta, Hymenoptera, Halictidae. Gene Ontology annotation, biological process: neuronal signal transduction. The record is from RefSeq and is a predicted model, not a curated record.
CAAAUUUUGAUUAUCUUAAUUCAACAACCAUUCAAAUCAUGAUCCGCACGAGGAUAGAAGGUAUAGUAAUGAGUUUAUGAAGUGGAGGACAAUUUGAACUUACAACGAGAAAUACUGUAAUAGCAUACAUAGUGAAGAGGAAGGAAGAUAGAAGUGAGGAGAGACAGAAAGGAGCAACGCAUAUUGCCAGGUCAGAGCGCUGUUAACGUAAGUGAAACAAGUCGAUUGACCUAUGGUGCAAUCGAAGGCACAUACGAUCGAUAAAGUCUAUAAUCCAGACUUAUCUAAAGCAACAAUUUCCACUGUGAAACACAAGUUUAUUCGUCGAAACGUGAAAGAAAACGUGCACAACUUGUUAAAAGCAGGUCGGCAAGUAAAUAUUCCAGCAGGUGAUAUUUGCUGGUGAUUAGCGCCAUGUCCCACAAUGGACCAAUCAGCUGCUUGGUAAACCGUUGUAAAACCUCGAAUCUGUCCGCAGACGAAUGACAACAAAAGAGUCUGAUAGAAGUCGCGCGCGAGACAGUGGAUUUUUUCACGACUCCGUAGAAAAUUUGCGGUUUUUUCGGUUCUGUUGCUCGCCGCGAAUAACGUCGCUUUGGUCGUAGUGAAAGUGUCAAGGAAUAUGAAGAGAAGAAAUGUUGAGUGCGGUAAGCUUCGGAGGCCCUUGAAACGCAACAAGCUCACCGAGGGAAUCUACGGAAGUACAUUGCUUUAUCUAAAAUUUCUUCUGCUAUGGGCCAUGGUAAUUUUGGCAGACUUCAUUUUAGAAUUCCGUUUUGAAUUUUUGUGGCCAUUUUGGCUACUUCUCAGAAGUGUUUACGAUUCUUUCAAAUAUCAAGGCUUGGCCUUCUCUGUAUUUUUUAUUUGUAUUGCGCUUACGUCAGAUAUGAUUUGUUUCUUCUUUAUACCAGUACAUUGGUUGUUCUUUGCCGCCAGUACUUAUGUUUGGGUACAAUAUGUGUGGCAUACAGACAAAGGUGUGUGUCUACCGACUGUGAUGCUAUGGUUAUUAUUUCUAUACAUAGAGGCAGCGGUUCGAUUAAGAGACUUAAGGCAUAUGCCUUUUCAUUUGGAUCUUUGUCGACCAUUUGCAGCGCAUUGCAUUGGUUAUCCUGUAGUUACAUUAGGUUUUGGUUUUAAAAGCUUUAUUGGUCAUAGGAUGAGAGAGAGAAAACAAAAAGAUGUGGCAAAAGAAAACGAAUUUUAUGUACAAUUAUUGCAGCAAGCACUGCCUUUAGAACAACAAAUUUCAACAGUGCAACAAAUUCAGCAAGUUCAGUCACAAUCACAUGUUACCUCGUCGUUCGAGCAACAUGUGAAAAUACAAUCUAAUAAAUUUUGUCCACAGUACAAUCCAAGUCCUGAAAAGAGUAGAGGUAGAUGCAGUAAUAACUCUGCGGAAGUAGGUAUACAAAAUGGUAAUUUACAUAUAGGAUCACAAAUUAUAUCACAAGCUCAAAGUGCUACGGCAAAAAAUAAUCACAGAAAGUCAUUAGAUAAAGGUGAGAAACAAGAGGAACAACACAAUAAACAUAAUAUAACGAGUAUAUCACAGUCUGAUAAAAAUGACAAAAGGUUUAUACAUACUAAUGGAAAUACUGUCACACACAAUGAUAUACAAUUCAUUGAUAGGAUCGGAUCUGUGAAUGAUUUCGAUGUGAAUGAUAUAGAGAAAGACAAAUUUAUCAAAAGUGGUAACUGUGGGCACACCGCAAUGAAAUCACAGACUAAUGGUUCUGUGACAGGGAAGUGGAAUAAUAUUAAAGAAAGUCGAGAACCGUCGUCCACUGUUAAUACACAACGGGAACGUAAAACUCGUCAGAUUAAAACUCCAGUUGAUAACAUAAGUGAACAACAGAAACAGCAAGACGAAUAUUGUCAAAGGUUACUGAUGUGUCGCAGGCUCGAGGCUGACAUUAAGCGCUUGAAGUCUGACUUGCAAUCCAGUAGGCAACUGGAACAGGAACUUCGUUCGCAAAUAAAUACUCUACAGAAUGGAGAACGUCAAGCUAAGGGUGACAUACAACAGCUUCAGCACGACAAUGACCAGUUACAGACCAAAUUACAUGGAUUAGUAACAGCUCGUCAAUUAGAUAAACAAACGAUGUCGUCAUUGGAGAAAAGAAUCGCAGAAGAAAGAAAACAGCGAACAACUUGCGAAGCGACAUUAGUUUCCGAAAGACGAGCAAGACGAGCUGCAGAAGAAGCACGAUCUGCAAUUCCACCACCACCUCCACCACUUAUCAGGCAAGAGUGCACUGAAUCGUGUAAAAGUCGUAGAACGCAAAUGGAGCAAGACCUUAAAAAUUUACGACGAGAACUUAAAACAAAAGAAGAAAGGUGUAGUGCACUGGAGAAAGACGUCACACGUUGCAAGGAGAAUCACAAAGAGUCUGAAAUUUUACUUGGAGCACUUAAUGUGCUUCAAGACAAAACUGCUCAUUUAGAAGACAGUUUAAGUGCAGAAACACGUAUAAAGCUCGACUUAUUUUCUGUACUUGGUGAAGCUAGGCGGGAGCUAGAAGUUAAAGACAGUUUAAUUAGAUCUCAAGAAAAGGAAAUUGAAAUGCUAAAAACAAAAAUAGCCCAAGAUUUAGCUGUGAUGCCACAAGACACGUUUGGUCCUGCGCCAACCUGUGCGACAUCUAAGCUUCGGUUGAAUAAUGAAGUGAGAGUCGCAGUUACAAAAAUACGUUCUAAUGAAAGUCCCCGCCCAGGGUGUACAGUGUCGAACUUGGAUCCAAACGCGACAGCAUAUACACCUAAGAAUUCCCUGAUAGCGUCUACCGAAGCUUAAAAACUACAAUUUUUUGUUGUCACAAUCAAGACUUUACAGAAAUUGAGUAUAGAUUAUUUAAACAUGUUUCAAGUGUGUUUCUCAAUGGGGAUCGAAAUGCGAGCUUAGAUUUUACACACCAUUACACUUCUUUUACUGUAAUAAGAAUGUUUCAAUCAAUAUCAAAUUUUUAAAAUUUUUUCUAAUAAAUUUUCUUAAUGUAUUCCAGAGAAAAAAAAUAUAUAUGUACAAAUAUAUAUUAUACAUUUAAUUUUUGUUCAAAAAGGAAAUAGUAUUUUGACUGGAAUGGAACUUUUUCUAUUUUAAUUCUAUAAAAAUUGAAACUUCUAAUUCUCUUGAGAUCUAUAUAGAAUAUUUAUACAUAUAAUUUUUUACUGAAGAUCAGUAUAUAGUACUUUUUCAUACAUCUUUCGAGUUGAGUGCUUUAGAGAUGAUCUUUCAAUGUCUUCCAUGAGAGACUUCUAGAAACAUGUUUGCAUCUGAUUUGUCAUCUGAAAUGACACAUUGUUAUUAACUAUACAUGACCAUAGGACGCGGCUACUACUGGGUUUAAAAAUAUUUAAAAAGUUAGUUGCGUCCUGUUAAACAUGCUGUAGGUUGAUCUUGCAGGUGCCCAUCUCAUUUAUUCCAUACAUAUGACAGAAGUAUUCGAAAGUUAGCAACCAACAUGGAGCAAAACAAUAACAUAUACAUAAUCCAAUCAUCGUAGAUAAUCAUUGACCUUUAUAUUAAACUUAGUACUUCUACGUAGAUUUUAUAUAUAAAAUAUUUUCUGCUGAGAUUGCAUUAAAUAUUACUGUGUGCGAUUCAUGAAAGAAGGAACGUUGGAAAUUUCAAAUUAAUAUAUUUUAUUAAUUUUUUAUAGUGCUUCAGUUGUAACAUUUUUCAAAACACCGUAAUUAUAGAUAAAAAGGAAUGUGAAAUAGCAUUAAAUUCGAUCAGCGUGUUAGUAGCGCUUAUUUCUUACUUACUAGAGAACUAUGAAAAAGACUAAAAGAAUUUAGUAUGUACGUGAUCUUCCUACAGCAUACGCCUAAAUCUAUGACGACUUGUUGUAGGCACAAAUCUUUCUCAAGUCGUAAUACGAAGCUAGUCCAGCAUACAAACUGUAUUUAAUGUCUUUGGCAAAUGAAGCCAUUUUAAGUCAUGUGAUCAUCCAGAACCAGCCAUUAAUAUACAUUGAAAAAACCUGCCGUUGUUCGUCAUUCAAGAAGAUUGAUAUAAAAUGUCAGAACGCCAAAUUCAUUUUUUUAACGAUCGUCAUUAUAUCGAUACUCUUAUUUCUGUACUUUUUUAAUAUUUUUAAAUGCCUAUAAUUUGUUAGUUUAGCGAUAUAUUUUGUGUAUUGGCUUUCGAACGGUAUAAAAUAAGCGUUAAAAUAUUUUAUAACUCGUUUUCCGAGAUGUGUACAGUUUUAAUGUGAUAACUAAAAGGAUUCGUAAAACUUGUAAAGUUAAUGAGAAGGCAAAAAAAGUUUGUUUUAAUUCGAAA